This is a messenger RNA of Pseudoliparis swirei, 893 nucleotides long. Its product is annotated as dynactin subunit 6-like. The record is from RefSeq and is a predicted model, not a curated record. Gene Ontology annotation, molecular function: dynein complex binding. NCBI's taxonomy places the organism in Eukaryota, Metazoa, Chordata, Actinopteri, Perciformes, Liparidae. Gene Ontology annotation, biological process: mitotic spindle organization. The coding region runs from base 103 to 672 and encodes 189 amino acids. Gene Ontology annotation, cellular component: dynactin complex. The transcript is spliced from 7 exons.
UUGAGUCAACUGACCCAUGCGCAUUGCGAUGUGACAACCAGGACACCAAGUCGAUAAUCGAGUGGAUCCAACCGUGCUUCCCCUCGGGUUGUAUCUGUCGCAAUGGCUGAUAAACCAAAUGCUCAGAAAAGUGUCAAAAUAGCUGCUGGAGCCGUGGUUUGUGUUGAAAGUGAAAUUAGAGGAGACGUCACCAUAGGCCCCAGGUCAGUAGUCCACCCGAAAGCACGCAUCAUCGCAGAGGCAGGACCCAUCGUGAUUGGAGAAGGCAAUUUGAUCGAGGAGCAAGCCCUGAUCAUCAAUGGUUACCCAGAAAACAUCACGCCAGAGUCUGAGGUGGAACCAAAGACGAUGACCAUCGGCAUGAACAAUGUGUUUGAAGUUGGCUGCGUAUCACAAGCUCUGAAAAUUGGGGACAACAACGUGAUUGAAUCCAAAGCUGAUGUAGGUAGGAACGUGAUCCUCACCAGCGGCUGUAUCAUCGGAGCCUUCUGCCAGGUCAACACCUGUGAGGUCAUACCCGAGAACACGGUCAUCUAUGGCUCCGGCUGUAUGAGGCGGGUUCAGACAGAGAAACCACAGCCCCAGACUCUUCAGCUGGACUUUCUCAUGAAGAUUUUGCCUAACUACCACCAUCUGAAAAAAACAGUUAAAGCCGGCCACAACGCCAGCUAGAAUGUAACUUGAUGCUUUUGAAGUCGACUUGUACAUGGCUGGCAAACCUGUCUUUAAAUAGGUCGUUUAAGAAGGAAGCACGAAUGUAUAUAAAUAUAUAAUAUGUUCCUAGCUUGUCACUUAUAUAUUUUCUACUCUAACCACGAAGCAUUUCAUCUUCGUCUUGCUGAGCUCAUGCAGCCUUUUCUAUGAUUGAUUGAUUAAAUAACCUCAGGAAUGUU